Messenger RNA from Arxiozyma heterogenica, 1299 nucleotides. RefSeq names its product tyrosine/serine/threonine protein phosphatase MSG5 (gene MSG5). The transcript has a single exon. Gene Ontology annotation, cellular component: cytoplasm; cytosol; nucleus. Gene Ontology annotation, biological process: protein dephosphorylation; negative regulation of MAPK cascade. NCBI's taxonomy places the organism in Eukaryota, Fungi, Ascomycota, Saccharomycetes, Saccharomycetales, Saccharomycetaceae. Gene Ontology annotation, molecular function: MAP kinase tyrosine phosphatase activity; protein tyrosine/threonine phosphatase activity; MAP kinase tyrosine/serine/threonine phosphatase activity. The record is from RefSeq and is a predicted model, not a curated record. The coding region runs from base 1 to 1299 and encodes 432 amino acids.
AUGAAUGAUCAUCCACAGCAAGUCUCAUUACAAGCGAGUGUGGGAGAAUCACACAUCAGGUUAUUACAAAGUAAGAAUACAAAGAAUCUAUCAAUAUCUAUAAAAACUAAGGAUGAUGACAAUUUAAUAGGGACAACAAUAACAGGAAAGAAUAUUGUAACUACGAAUGAUAAUUGUAAAAAUAUAGCGACCCCCAUAAAUUCUACUGGGGCACAUAUACAGAUAGCAACAAGACCAUCUUUACUAAUAAGAAGAAGUGAGGCAUCUUUAUAUUCUGCUUCAUUAGCGAGAUCGCUUAAUGGUACAUCUGGUAUACAGAAAUCAAGUAUUAAUCAUUUCAUUUCUCCAACUUCUAAAAUGCAUAACAUUAACCCUAUACACUUACCUAAAUACAAUUCUGCCACACUUUCAAUAAAUACACAAUUUCUAAAUACUUGUCCCAGAGGUAGGUCUCGGACUAUUGAUACUUCUACACCAUUAUCUAAAGAUAACUUAAGUAUUAUUGAAACACAGUCACAGUCAAAUCAACAAAUCAUACAAUCAAACCAAAAGGCAAGAAAUACUACAUGGAUGUUUCCAGAUGCUACUAAUAAAGCACCUUGUACUGUAACAGCAAAUUCAGAUUCAACUAGUAAGAGCCACAAUAAUGUAGAUACACCAGUAUACGAAAAUGUUGAUGUUAAAAAUGCAUAUCCUAAUGGACCACUCUUGGUUAUUCCACCUAGUAUAUAUUUAUAUUCUGAACCUAGUUUAAAUGAAAUUUUGAAUUUUGAUCUGAUUAUUAAUGUUGCUGAAGAGGUCCCUAGUUUACAGUAUAGGAUCCCACCAGAGUUUUAUGGGAAAAUAGAGUAUUACCACGUAGAGUGGUCUCAUCAUUCAAAAAUAGUGAAGGAUUUGAACAAAUUAACAGAUCUUAUGCAUAAGGCAGCACUUCAAAAUAAAAAAAUUUUAAUACAUUGCCAAUGUGGCGUUUCUAGAUCCGCUUCACUAAUGGUUGCAUAUAUCAUGCGAUAUUGUAAUAUGAAUCUCAAUGAUGCUUAUAAUAAAUUGAAAUCAAUUGCUAAGGAUAUUAGUCCCAAUAUGGGGUUAAUUUUUCAAUUGAUGGAAUGGAGUGAAAAGUUGAGUAUUAUCAAGGAUGAUAAUGAUGAUAUGACCGUAACCCAGGAAAAUGGGGAGAAUAAAAUCAUUGGUAAAGAUGUUAGUAACGAUAGUUCUAUUAAUAUGUCAUUGGAGUUGACACCAAAGACGCCAUUUGAACUCAAUAGUGAUCAUAACCUUACUACAUUGGAUAUUAAAUGA